This is a messenger RNA of Megalobrama amblycephala (Wuchang bream), 3845 nucleotides long. It is a transcript of the gene wnt9a, whose product is annotated as wingless-type MMTV integration site family, member 9A. The record is from RefSeq and is a predicted model, not a curated record. NCBI's taxonomy places the organism in Eukaryota, Metazoa, Chordata, Actinopteri, Cypriniformes, Xenocyprididae. Gene Ontology annotation, molecular function: cytokine activity; frizzled binding. Gene Ontology annotation, cellular component: extracellular region. Bases 308 to 1411 code for a protein of 367 amino acids. Gene Ontology annotation, biological process: multicellular organism development; neuron differentiation; cell fate commitment. The transcript has 4 exons.
UGUUAUAAGGGGGCUUGCAUAUUGCUUCCCUCUUAAGAUAAUUUUGUCUUUUCUGUGUUAAUUGACUGGACAAUGUUUUAAAUUUGUAAUAAAAGGUUUUUGAAAUUCAAAUUCAAUUCAAUUCUCUCUCUCUCUCUCUCUCUCUCUCUCUCUCUCUCUCUCUCUCUCUCUCUCUCCUGUUCUAAGUAAAUGGGAGGGGCGCAGAAAUCCUCGGAGUGUAGGCUAUAAGAAGUGCCGUUCUCAUAAGCAAGGAUUUUACACAGCAACUUAGGACGAACGAAAUGAGCUGCCCCAGAGCCGCUACAAAAUGCUGGAUGGACACCUUUUCCUGGGAUGGUUAUCAUUUGCCAUUAUAGUGCAUCUGAUCAGCUUGCCUGGACCGAGCACAGCUUACUUCGGGCUGACCGGUAAAGAACCCCUGUCCAUUCUGCCACUGACCUCACAGCCAGACGAAAGAACGGGCAAGGCACACUACAAGCUGUGUGAUCGACUCAAACUGGAGAAGAAACAGCGCAGAAUGUGCAGACGGGACCCUGGAGUGGCCGAGACUCUCAUAGAGGCCAUCAGCAUGAGUGCCUUAGAGUGCCAGUACCAGUUCCGCUUUGAGAGAUGGAACUGCACUUUGGAGGGUAACUACAGGGCUCAAAUUUUAAAGAGAGGCUUCAAGGAGACGGCAUUCCUCUAUGCCAUCUCUUCAGCAGGCCUGACCCACGCCAUGGCCAAAGCCUGCAGUGCUGGCCGCAUGGAGCGCUGCACCUGUGAUGAGGCUCCUGACCUGGAGAACCGCAAGGCUUGGCAGUGGGGAGGCUGUGGAGACAACCUCAAGUACAGCAACAAAUUUGUCAAAGACUUCUUGGGUAAGAGGUCCAAUAAGGACCUCCGCGCCCGGAUAGACCUGCACAACAGCAAUGUAGGAAUGAAGGUGAUCAAGGCAGGGGUGGAGACCACCUGUAAGUGUCAUGGAGUUUCGGGUUCGUGUACCGUGCAAACAUGCUGGAGGCAGCUGGCACCCUUUCAUGAAAUUGGCAAGCAGCUCAAACAGCGUUACGAGACUUCAGUCAAAGUGGCCAGCUCCACCAAUGAGGCAACUGGAGAGGGAGAGAUCUCUCAGACCCGAUCACAGGGGCAACAGCCCCCUCCAGGCCCUCGUCCGGACCUCAUUCCCCGCACCCCUGAUCUUCUACACAUUGAGGACUCACCAAGUUUUUGCAGGCCUAGCAAGUAUUCAGCAGGCACCUUGGCCCGCAAAUGCUACAAGGAUAAGAACUGCGAGGCCAUCUGCUGUGGCAGGGGGCACAACACUCAGAGCCGAGUGGUGACGAGACCGUGCCAGUGCCAGGUGCGCUGGUGCUGCUAUGUUGAAUGCAAACAGUGCACACAAAGAGAAGAGGUUUACACCUGUAAGGGGUAAAACGCAUCACAACCAGGCAGAAUAUUUUUCACCAGUCUGGGAACAGUGAAGAGAUAUUAAUGAGUGGAAGCCAAAAAAGAGAGGAGAAGUGACAAGUUUAGGUGGAUUCCCUUUUCCUGGUUUGGGGAAAGCUCUCAAAGGCAUCAAACUAGUUAAGAAAGAUGAAAGCACUUUUUGAGAGGUUUUGCAGGGCGUUUUUUUUUUUCUUUUUUUUUUCUGUUUUCCAUGUGGAGCAGUGUCAAAGCUGUGUAAAAUACCAAGCCUAAGGGAAUGGUCUACAGUUUUGAGCGACACUUUGGAACUAAAUUAAACAUUUCACAGAACAAUUGUUUAUCCAAUGUUUUGACAGUCUCUGAAUAAUAGCUUGAAACAUCUCAAGCCAUAUGUGUAAGAGUAUUGUGUUUCUAUGUGAUUGAAAUUACAUUUCCAUCUUAAUUUGGAGAUGUAAUUUGCAAAGAGAAAAUGGUGUCAGAUUUAUUCUACAUGCACAUGUAUUCUACAUCCACACAAGAGUGUGUAUGCAUAUGUACAUAGAUAAAAUUACAUUAUAAUUAUAUUAUAUACACCACUUAUCUGAGUAUGUUAAAUAACCACUAACCACACACAUGUUUUAUUGUUUGUGUGCUUGCAUUCACUUUGUAUUGUAAUUCUCUUUGACAAGGCCCUUAGGAAAGCAAUACUUUUGAUUUGUGUUUUUCUGUGGAUAUAAUUUGUGGAACACCACAAGGAAUAGUUCUUGCAAGGAAUGAAAAUUAUUUGCUUUAUCCAGUCUAUUUUUAAGAUUUAACUCUGCCUUAAAUGAACUCUACAAAUGACUGUUCAGGGAACAUGUGAAACCACUAUGCACAAUUUGAUGGUAAAGAAAUCAUGGAGAUUUCACAGUGAGCAUUAGUCUCCAUGAUUUAGGCUUCCGCUUGACGACACAUCUGUCCAUCCUCAUUAAAAAGCUGCUGAUUCAAUGCUGUAAUCAUUGCAGCAGUGCUUUUCAGGACAAUGCUAGUUAAAUAUGAAAUAUGACAUGGUUCAUGGUCACUUAAUGCUCUGUCAGUUUCACAGACAGCUGGAGGGAGCAAAUAAGAGAUGACAGCAAAUGUGGGCCACUGAUCUGCAAUGGAAAUUUCCCCCUUUCUGUGUUGUAUUUUAAGGGGGAAAUAAUUAACCUCAGAGUUAAUACAUUUUCCAGCAGAUAUUGAUGUUGGAAAAUUAUGGUGGACAGUUUUUAGUUUCAAAUGCCCAUCAAUCAAUCAGUAGUUCUUCUAAACUUACUGUUUCAUUGAAUCUAUUCACAAUUGUUAAGAGGCUGAACAUGACAUUUUUUGACUAUGUGGACAUAGAAGUUCAUAUAUCUAUAUUGUAAAAUAGAACAUUGAAAUACCAUAUUUUUGAAAAUUAUUUAACAUAACAGCUGGCAUGGAGAAUACCGCUGUUUAAGCAAAUGACAAGAUCUAAGUUUCUGAUCAGACUUUUAAUAAUUUAAAACACUGUCAAUUUAGUGGCAGCAUAAACUUUUACAAUGUAUGACUUUGUAUUCGGAUCACCAAACUCUGUUGAGGUCCACGUAAUGUAAAUAAAUGAUAUAGAAAUGAAGAUAUGACAAAAUAUAUAAAUGAAUUAUAUAUGCUCUUUUAUUAUUAUUAUUAUUUUUUAGUUUAGUGUGAAUGAACUACUGAGUGAGAGACCGACAAAAAGAAAAAUGGCACCCUUCACGCACUGAAGCAUGGAAGCUCUUUUAUUUAUUAUUAUUUUUUUUUAUUUUUUUUUUAAGUUGUAAAUAGCUAUGGUUAUGAUCCUGUGGCAUACAGACAAAAGUGAGGCACAUGCAUACCGCUUACAGGUAUUUGAACAGAAGUUUCCAAAAUAUUGAUGUUUAGAUCUGUCUUGAUGUUUUAAGUCCACCCCCCCACCCCCCCCCCCCCCCCCGCCCAAUUUUUAUGAAGUGCCAAGUUCAGUGCUUUGUAAAUAAAUGUUAUGCUGUUAUGAAAUUAUCCUCAGUAAGCACAUAUAUGUCGCUAUGACCUCUGUGAAAGUAUGUGUCACCUGAAUAGCACUGUAUUUUAUUUUAAAUAUCUUAUUUGUGUCAAAUCUUUAAAUGGAGCAAAUUUACUUUUUGUUAAUUUUUUAUCAAAUGUUGCGAAAACAUCUGGUGGAUGAUUCAACACGGCAUGUUUUGGUGUUGCAUUGAAGAUAAGCAAAUGCUCAACUAAAAUUACAUCCACAUAGAAAUGUAAAAGUCAAACAUGACAGCACUACACAAAAUCGUUGUAUUAAAAUUUUGCCUUGUAUUCCAGUAAAAUCAUCGAGAUUAACUUGUGCAAAUUUGCAUAAGACAUUAAGCCUUUUGCCUCAAAAAUAAAAUGUUUAUAUAUAUAUAUAUAUAUAUAUAUAGAGAGAGAGAGAGAGAGAGAGAGAGAGAGCGAGAGAGAGAGAGAGAUAC